Molecule: messenger RNA, 1866 nt
Organism: Rotaria sp. Silwood1
Lineage: Eukaryota; Metazoa; Rotifera; Eurotatoria; Philodinida; Philodinidae
Source: the annotation of a GenBank genome assembly
AUGGCUGCCGGCGACAAUGAUUCAGCAUCUGCAGCAGUAAUGCACCUACAAUUACAAAUUAAACAAGAAGAAACAACAAAAGCACAAGUAAUAGCAAACGCUAAGCUGGAAGAAGCAAAAAUAAAAGCAAACGCCAAAGUACAAAUAGCACAAAUAAAAGCACAUGCCAAAGUACAAACAGCACAAAUAAAAGCAGAGCUUGCAAUGAAAAAAGGAAAAAACACAGAUGAAAUCGAAGGAUCAACGCCAAUGAAUAUUCUAUAUGGACAAUCAUCAUCAAGCAAAAAAAGAUUGAACGCAGUAAUGCAUAAUCGUGGUUUUUACGAUAUUCAUGUACGUGAUAAUGCUCAACUGCUUGAUAUAAAAUCUUUAUUAAAUGAUAAUAAUAAGAUUAAUGAUGAUAUGAUGAAUGCUCUUGAAAAGUGUUUUGAUCCUUUGAAAUUAUGUGAUAAAAAAUUAGAAAGCUCAAUUCAAGGUGCAUUUGAUAGUUCACUUAAUAAUGUAUUUAAUGAACUUAGUGCUUUAACAUCAUUGAAAUAUUUAAACACAUCACAUUGUAAUUAUUUAGAAGAAAAAGCUCCUGAUUGUAGUUUUAUAUUGAAAAAUAUUAAUAUCGACAAGAAUAACCAACGUGCAAUUUUAAAAGAUUUUAUUGUUUGUCUUGGUGAAUUAAAGAGAUUUGAUGCAAAUAUUGUCAAGGAAGAUCCAAUUGGACAAAUAUCGCGUUAUCUAUAUUAUAUAUUAGAUGAACAAAAUCGUGAAAAAGUCUAUGGAUUUUUGACAAAUGCAGAACAAAGUAUAUUUUAUUGUCUUCAAAAGAAACCAUUGUCAGAUAUAUAUGAUUAUUAUGAAAGUAACCCAUUAGAAUUUUUUACUGGCUUGCCUAAAACAUCAUCUGUUCCUGCAAAAAAGAAACAAAAAACGUCGAAUGAAAUUUGUUUAAACAUUGAUACAUUGAAAAUAUUUACAAAAUUCUUAACAAUGGAUUGGGAGUUUUAUGGCUACACAAUGUUAAAUAUAACUCCUAAUGAUCGUUUAUGUGAAGAUAAAUUUAACAUAGAAUCAAAAGCAGGAAGCGGUUUAACUUCAAUAGUUUAUGUUUUAAACCAAAAUAAUGCAAAUGUCAAUAAUGAUACGAAGCGCUAUGUAAUAAAAAUCUCGACAAACGAUGAAUAUUCAGAUUAUUUUAAAAAUGAAGUUAAAAUGUUAGAACCAUUGAAACAAUCACAGAAUUCGAUUAACUUCAAAAAAUAUUUUCAAAAUAUUUUUGCAUCAUCGCCUACAGGUCAUUUUAUAAUAUUUGAAAAUUACUUGACACGUUUGACAUCAUUAACAUUAAUUCAGGCACAACAACUUAUUAAUAUCAUUGAAUAUUUAUAUAAUUGUUGUAUUAUUCAUCGUGAUUUACGUCCAGAUAAUUUGAUGUUAGAUUAUAGUGAACAACAUUUAAAACUAAUUGAUUUUGGUUUUGCUACAACUUAUAAAAUCGAUGAAAUGCCAAAGUCAAUGCCUAUUGAAGGAGCAGUUUCAUAUGCUGGCUUAAAAUUUUUAGAUUAUUAUUUCGAAUUACUAUCGAAUUAUUCAGUUAAUUUCUUUUAUAAUUAUGAACGAACGUUUGAUCUACAAUGUGGAAUAAAUAUCAUGAUGUAUAUGUCAGAUGAUAAUAUUAAAGAGAGAAUGAUAUCAAUUAAAAAAGAGUUGUCUGUUAAAACACGAGUAGCAAGAUUACAUCAUGCAUGGCUUAGUGUAAAACAUAGCAAUGAUAAUUAUUCUGAAUUAUUAAAGUUAAUUAAUUCUUUAACAGAACCACCAAAUUUUGAUGCCAUCAAACGUGAAAUAGAAAAACGUCUAGUAUUUAAAAAUUAA